Messenger RNA from Cataglyphis hispanica, 1550 nucleotides. RefSeq names its product etoposide-induced protein 2.4 homolog (gene tank). Gene Ontology annotation, cellular component: endoplasmic reticulum. Bases 469 to 1422 code for a protein of 317 amino acids. The record is from RefSeq and is a predicted model, not a curated record. Gene Ontology annotation, biological process: macroautophagy. Lineage: Eukaryota; Metazoa; Arthropoda; Insecta; Hymenoptera; Formicidae. The transcript has 6 exons.
UUCUACUGACAGAUACGCAAAAUAAGGCAUAAUGCACGAAUACCUAGAUUCGACUCAAGCUUCAAAUGGAGAGGAUAUGACGUUAAUACAAUUUCAAGCAACCUGUGAUCAGCUGAUUCUUUUACAUAUUUUAGCUGACUCGGCUCGGUCUCAGAAAUCAGUCGUGGGGGUGGAGGGGAAAUGGCUCUUCGAACAACGGGAUCCCCGCCGUUAUUGGACGAUACGAAUUGUUUGCAUCGUUCAUUUGAUAAUGGAUGCUUGACAUUCGAGUACUUGUCGCAACAGUGCGAAAAAUCCUUCACGAACUUGUUUUUGUAGUCGGUUUUCAUCGCUUUUCGACAUCAAGUAGUCAACAGAAUGACGGCACGUAAUUCUUCCUCGUCGUGCCAACAAUGAUCACCUUCAGCGUACUAUUGUUCGUUUUCCGAGAAUAAAUCGAGUCCUACAUCCAGUCAAGAAUCGUGGAUCAUGGAUAGCGUGACAGGAAUAAUAUAUGCAAUAUGUCGAGGAUUCGUGGACAGUUGGAGGGGUGCUGUUGUACUUUUUUAUAUGGAUAAACAAAUCAAUGAGAAAUUACUCAUGAAUUCUUCUACUAGAGCUGAACUCAAACAAAGAGACUUGGCUAUGCAAAAUACUGUUAGGCAUAAUAAUCAACAACGAAGAUCUAUGGUAAUGAAGAGAACCCUUCAAUGCUGUGCAUUAAAUGGUGGUGUGUUUUGGGCUAGUACAGCAAUAUUUGAAUAUGGACUUUUACCAUUUGUCAAAUAUUCACUAACUGUUUUAUUUGGUCAUUCUCCUAGUAUGGCCCUUAUUGUAUGGUCAUGGAUUCAGCCAUUUUUAUCUUUGAUAUUUGGCACAAUUUGGGUGUUACCAUUGUUUUUGCUCAGUAAAAUAGUUAACAGCUUAUGGUUUCAGGACAUAGCAGAUAGCGCUUACAGAUACAGACAAGGGAGACCAUUGCUUCUAUCAAGCGUGAGCAGACUUAUAGCUGAUACACUUUUCAGUGUAUUGGUUCAAGCAUUGUUCUUGGGACAAGGAAUGUUGGUGUCCAAAGUUCCGUUACCAUUAUUAGGGGAUAUACUUGCCCUUGUUCAUAUGUGCCUUUUAUAUGCUCUCUAUGCCUUUGAAUAUAAAUGGUUCAAUAUGGGUUGGGAAUUGCAUAAACGAUUGACUUUUAUUGAAGGCAACUGGCCAUACUUUUUAGGCUUUGGUAUGCCAUUAGCGGUACUUACCCAACUGCCCAGCUCAUAUGUUACAAGUGGCUGUGUUUUUUCUAUUUUAUUUCCACUAUUUAUUAUAAGUGGAAAUGAAGCGGAACCUAUAAUUGGAACAUGUGAUUGCCAGCUAAAAUUAUUUUCGCCAGUAAUCGCAAUUGCAAAUACGUUAUUUAACAAAACCAUUGGGCGAGCCAAUAGGCGGUGACAAUGAAAAAAGGAAGACGAGAAAAUGCCUAAUUUAUGCCAUUUGUAUGUUAAGAUGCACAUAUAUAUUUACCAAUUUGUUACAAAAAUUUUAAAAAUAAUUAUAUAUAAAUUUAUAUUAAAAAAAUA